AUGGGUUACUUACAGCCACAGACUGGAGGCAAUCUGGGACCCCAAAAGAUCCUGAAGGCGCUGAGUACUUGGUGGUUAUCGUCGACCGCGGACGAUAAGCAAUCAACAGCCCCAGGCGUGUCACGGUCAUGCUCUUCUGGAGAAAUCAGCUGUCAAAUACAGUAUCAUGGCCAGGACACAUGCUGCUUCAAUUAUCCGGGGGGUCAAAUGCUUCAAACCCAGUUUUGGGAUGCAGAUCCAGCGGUAGGGCCUGAUGAUUCUUGGACAAUACACGGAUUAUGGCCCGACCACUGCAACGGAGGAUUCGACCAAUUCUGUGAUCCGAAGAGACGGUAUAGCAAUAUUUCGCUGAUCUUAGUCGACGCCGGUCGAGCCGAUUUGCUCCAAUACAUGACCGAGUUUUGGAAAGACUACAAAGGCGAUGACUCUCACUUGUGGCAACAUGAAUGGGAGAAGCAUGGAACUUGUGUCAGCACUCUAGAGACGCGGUGCUAUGAGGACUACCAACCUCAGCAAGACGUGGUUGAUUAUUUCGACAAGUCGGUCGAGAUUUUCAAGCAGGUUCCCUCAUAUGAGUUCCUGGCGGCGAACGGGAUUCUACCGUCUCAUACUCAAAGAUACGCUCUCACGGACAUCGAGAGCGCACUUGAGAGUGGCCACGGUGCUCCUGUCACAGUACACUGCCGUCAGGGAGCUCUUAGCGAGAUCUGGUAUCACUUCAAUAUAGCUGGGAGCCUGCAAACUGGAAGAUUUGUUCCCGCUCCUCCAGACGGUCAAAAAUCCAACUGCCCAAAGAGCGGCAUUCGCUAUCCACCCAAGCGAUCGACUCCUGAGCCAACAAAGACAACCAGUCGCGGGUCCGAGCCAACACACACGGGUCACCCUAAGACACAGAGAGGCAACCUGAUGGUAUCGAGUCUUGGUCAUAGGCGGGGUUGUAUCAUCAGCUAUGGAACCUGGUUCACAUCAGGGACCUGUGCUACAUUUAGAACGCAGAAAGUGACAGACAACACUUUCACCCUGAAGUCCAGCAAAGGCUUCUGCGCAUUCGAGGAUGACGCACUCAGAUGCCACAGCCAUGUCAACAAGCCCAGCGAGUUUACGAUUACCGAGGGCAAGGUCAGUUACGCGGGAAACACCACCUUUUACGCGGACAAAGCGCCCAAGGGUCACGUCCAGAGCAUCAUCUACGCUUCUCAGGCGGAGCAUCUGUUAGAACUUGAGCUGGAAUGGUCACCAAAGGGAUCAUUUUGA
This is a messenger RNA of Penicillium diatomitis, 1254 nucleotides long. Its product is annotated as T2 family ribonuclease. The record is from RefSeq and is a predicted model, not a curated record. Gene Ontology annotation, cellular component: extracellular region. Bases 1 to 1254 code for a protein of 417 amino acids. Lineage: Eukaryota; Fungi; Ascomycota; Eurotiomycetes; Eurotiales; Aspergillaceae. The transcript is spliced from 6 exons. Gene Ontology annotation, biological process: RNA catabolic process. Gene Ontology annotation, molecular function: RNA binding; ribonuclease T2 activity.